Molecule: messenger RNA, 6092 nt
Organism: Ruditapes philippinarum (Manila clam)
Lineage: Eukaryota; Metazoa; Mollusca; Bivalvia; Venerida; Veneridae
Product: echinoderm microtubule-associated protein-like 2
Exons: 21
Coding region: 187-5499 (1770 amino acids)
Biological process (GO): microtubule cytoskeleton organization; intracellular signal transduction
Cellular component (GO): mitotic spindle
Molecular function (GO): microtubule binding
Source: RefSeq, a predicted model, not a curated record
UUCAUGAAUAUUGGGAAUUUGGAAAAUAAACGGCGAGAAUCAUAAAAAAAUGACGAGGGUAUGUUUUGAAUAUAUUUUACCCGAAUCCGUACUAACAUACAAAUUCAAAUUAUAAAAGGAUAAAUUUUAGUGAUUUAAUUUUAAACCGUGGCGCUGCCGGAGAAGUUGAAAAACCAACAAUUAAUUAUGGCUAAGUUAAAAUCAAAGAUCCCAGUACGGAGACCGUACUCAGAUGAAAGGAGUAAGCCGACAAGAGGCUUUCCCGAUCAAUCAGACUUAAGAAGGAUUUCCAGCGAUUUGUCGAAACCUAAAAAUAGACACCCUGAGGCUGAUGAAAACUCUGUUCAUUCAUUGGAUAUUAGUAGUAAGAACCUGAGAGUAAGACGGUUUACCGUGACGAUUAAGGACAGCAAAGGUGAGUUUGUUAAACGAAGAAAAAGUUACAAGUUAACGUAUAACCAAGAAAACGACGGUGGUGAUGAGUAUGAAAUUGAAAAGAAAAGUGUUAGUGAUACAUCGGCAAAGGAAUUUAAUGACACGCAUGAUGUUGUAGAUGACUUAUCUCACAAUGAAUCAGCAAAUUAUAUAUUUGACGACACCGUGUCGAUUAUCUCAGAUCGUUCUAAAAAGGAUGAUCCUAUUCCAAAUGUAACCGUUGCGGAUAAUUUUGAAACCUAUGAAAGUGAGAAGUCCCAAACGGUAUUUACGGAUGACACAUCUAUACCGAUAUUUGACGAUGAAAGUUCAGAGUCGAAUGCAGCCUUUGGAGAUAAAUUCGCUAGAGACAGUAGUGUACCAUCACAGAUCUAUAGCCCAGUUUCUGGGACAACGAUUAGACUGCUAACACCGCAAGAUAGAAAUGAAAGGAAUAUACUUUUUCAGGACCGUCCAUUUAGAAAAAUUGCAAAGGUCAGUAAAGCGGGCACUUUUGUAUCGUCAGAAAAGAAAGUCCUAGAUGACGAAAAAGCUUCCACGCUGACAACUGUAAAUGAUACUGAAGCAGAAACUGCAUCCAUGUCAAAAGAAGACACAAGCACUAGUCUCCCACCCAAAAAUUUCAAAGCCAAUUUGUUUAACAGAAUUCGAAUGAUAUCUACUCCAAGAAGGACACCUAAGUUCUCGCCUAUACUACAUUCAUCUAACACAGGUAAACUAUCUUCCACAAAUCAAAGACUGGUAUCAAACGGUACAGAAAACACUUUUGUGAAAGAUUCAGUUCCGGUGCGAUUAAAACCUAUUGCCACUCACGAUAUUGCAAAAAUGCAUCACGGUAACCAAAAUAACGGUGUAAAGUCUGAUCAAGUAGCAGACAAAGACGCUGAAGAGCGUUACGAACUUAUUGAUUUAGAUGAAUCAAGGUUAACAUUUAAACCAAAACGCCACCGUAGAAGCGUAGACACUAGCAAAACUAAAGGACAACCCGUACAAGAUUCUAAUCUUCCAGUCAGGAUUGAACGCCAAAUCAAUGCUCAAACAAAUCAAUCUGCAGGGUUAGUAACUCAAAGUGCCAUAUUGAAUAAACCAGUUUUAAAACAAUCUCCAAAGACUAGCCUACUGCGAUCUCAGGGAAACCCAUUGCUCAAGUCAAAUCGUGUUUUAGAAUCAUCAAACAAUGAUAUAUUUUCGGAAGCAGACAAGAGGUCAAGACUUCGACAAGCUCAAUACAUCAAUGAUGAUUUAAGAAUAGUAAAAACUAAAUUGCAAGACGAUGACUUUGUGGCAUUACAUAUAGAUUCAAAACUUAGAGAAACGAUACAAAAGAAGAAUGUGUUGAACCAUUUAAAUAAAACUCCAGUAGUGAAAGAGAGUGAAAUGCCCCCUUUCCCUAAAAAACCGUUACUUGCUAAACCUUUGGUUCCAAAAUAUACCAACAAAAUGUUCAUGACACCUAAUCCGAAACCCGCAGAUAUUGAUAUCAGUAAUAAAGUGUUAGGAAAUCAAAACAGUUUAGCCGAAGUGCAAACUAACAGGAAUUCUCGAUUUUUAGACACAAGUGCUAGUACAGACUUGAGAAAGGAUUUAACACAUAAGCGCAAUAUAUGGCAAGUGCAGCCAAAAAUCCACAGGUUUAAUUCAAAUAAAGUAAGAGAGAUUGGUAAUAAACAAGACGGUAAUACCGUCACAAAACAUUCUAAUGCCACUAGUAACGUGGCGGCAUGGCUUUUGCAUUCAGCAGGUGGCGCUAACAGAGCCAACUCGAGGCGGAAAAGCCAGCAAACUGGGAAGGCUUCAUUCCAAAUAAGGCGGAGAGUGUUAAACAGGAAGUGGAAAUUUAUGCAUAGACAAGACAAACAAAGAAAACAAAGGCAAGAAAGAGAAUUGAAGGAAAAUAAAUCUACUGAGGUUCAGCCGGUAGAGGAAGUUAAUCUGAUAAACCUUGGAAUGUACAUGCCGUUAGGAAUAAAGAAGUUAAAACGGAAGCCGAUUAGACUUAAACCUCGAUUGUACACGCAGGUUGGCAAGGUCAAAGGUUACGAGAGUGAGAUUCCAGUUCUUGAAUACGACUCUGACGUCGAUGUUGAGGAGCAAAUGUAUGACGGACCUCGCCCCCUCACGGAUACAGCAAGAGAUUUCCAUAAUUACCGCAGAUUUGAGGGCGAAUACGACAAAGUCCGGCCAAACUACCGCAAUCCGGCACAUCAAAAAGGCUCAAACGGAUGUCUAGUAAAAUUCUUUUUAAAUGGCAAAAGCCAGCAUAAAGGUCAUAUUAUAUCUAUAAAUAACAAAAUGAAAUCAUUCCAGACAUUGUUAGAUGAUCUUACUAAAAAGUUUGGGGUACGUAUCGAUCAUGUGUACAACUGGCCUCAUGGCAAGGAGAUUACUGAUUUAUCACAGUUUCACAACCGUUGUGUCUACGUGGUGUCACCUGCUGCCAAGAAGAAAAAGGGGAAUGUAUUGAUUCCAGUAACUUACGGUGCAUCCAAAGAAAAUUACUGGUCCAACAGAAAGAUGUCUGGCGGCCGGCGGAGACAGGAAAAUGAACUUUACAGGAAGGAUCAAGAGUUUAAAGAAUCUCCUGUAAGAAAUAUGCCGAUGGUAAUCAGUGUCUCUUACAAGUCAGCGCCUGAGAGAAAACCAGAAAAAUUCAUUCUAAAUCCACAAACUGCGCAGGAAUUUGAAGACUGGUUGGAGGACCUUUCUAAGCCGAAUUUGCCAGUCCGAGCACUUUACUCGGACAAACCCCCUUAUGCACAGAUGAAGAGUUACACACAUAUCUUCCGGGAGCAUCACACAAACAGUGGUUUUAUAGCGUGCGCCGAGGAGAUGAAACCGUCGGAAUUAAAAAAGAGACAGGCACCCAGUAGCAAUUCCAGCUCGGACUCUAUUGGUGACUCGAAAAACAGAAAACAAAAGUUACAGAAACAACAAGAUAUGGGUCAAAUAUACGAAAACGGAAGUCGAGAUUCGUCUAUCUCUACGGCUAUGUCUCGUUUUGACAACGGCCAACAGCGCAGUCAGUCAAGGGUGCGCGGGAGACGGAAAGAUAGCCGACCAAGAGACGCGGGCUCAGAUAACUACGUACAGGUAGAGGUUGACGGCAUCCCAAGAGAAUUUUACCCUCCAACCACUAAAAACAGCAAAGAUGAUGGUGCAAAACCACCAGGAAUGCUUAAAUGCGAAUGGGUGUACGGGUUCCGCGGGCGGGAUACCCGGCACAAUCUUCAGGUGUUACCGGACACGGGUGAGCUGGUGUACUUUGUGGGCGCCAUUGUUGUCCUGUAUAACAAGGAGACAGAUACCCAGAGGCAUUACUUGAAACAUACUGAAGACGUCUCGUGCAUAACGAUACAUCCAGAUGGUAGCACAGUAGCAUCGGGACAAAUGCACGGCAAGAAACCGGAAAACUGGGCUCACAUUCAGAUAUGGGACGGUGAAACUCUGAACACUCGCUACGUGAUAGGAUUAGGAGUGUUAACUGGCAACGUCAUCUCAAUAGAUUUUUCAAAAGACGCGUCCAGUAAAUAUAUAUGCGCACUCGAUUCAAGUUCAAAACAUUUGCUGAGUGUCUGGGACUGGAAGAAUGACCGGGUCGUUGCUCGAACCACGACGACGCUAGAAUCCGUGCACUGCGCGUCCUUCUAUCCGGACGGUGCAAACAACAGCAUCUUGAUUACGUACGGCGUACGUCAUAUCUAUUUCUGGAAAAUAUUCUUUGACGCCGCACGCAAAAGCGAUGCUAAAAUAUUCAGAGACAGACAGAGUGGAAUAUUUGAGGAUCGUUAUGUUGACGCCGAUCUCAUUAAAGACAUUCCGAAUUCGAUUAAUUGUAUAGCUUUUCUUAAAUCUGGUGAUGUCGUGACCGGCGAUACCUCAGGUAUUCUCAUGAUCUGGUGCCGCGAGGCCAAGGACGUGUUCAGAUGCCGGAAAGAGAUCAGUGCUUGUGACGAACCAAUCACAGCAAUUGUUUAUAUGGAAGAAGACGACAAGCUGUUGGUAGCAUCUGGAAACGAGAUUAAGGCACUGGAUGUAAAGAACGGUUAUACUUUGAUUGAUAAGAAAAAGGACAAAAAAGAGAUACCUCAAGGAGCGGGUGACAUAAUGACGCUUGUCCCGCAGGCGCCCAGGGGGGCCGGAGGUAGAGUGUAUGUUGGAACUACAAACGAUGCCAUUUUUGAAGGUUCCAUGAAGCAAAAAUUCAGAUGCAUAGUUCAGAGUCACUAUGACGGGUACUGCUGUGUGGCACCGCAUAAGAUCGAGCCUACGUUCUUUUCUGCUGGUUUCGAUCAAGUGGUUUACAAGUGGGGAAUGAUAAACCAUAAAGUGAUAUGGGGGACUCAUAUUGAGCAUCCGUGUACAGCGUUGGCAACAUUGUCGAAAAACAUGAAAACGUUUGACAUUGUGGCCGUUGGCACGGUUAUCGGGGCCAUUUAUAUUCUCCAUGCCUAUAACGGUAUGAACCUUACAACUGUAACCGUUGGGAUGGACCCAAUUGGAUGUCUUUCUUUUUCUGAUGAUGAAAGUCGUAUUGCUGUCGGAUGUAACGAUGGUUCUAUAAGCGUGUAUGAAAUACCCGACAGGAAGACGUUUAUCAAGGCCAAGGUCUCAUCUAUGUGUCACAGCGAUGCAGUAGCAAGCCUAGAUUGGUCGACGGACGGACGAUGUAUACAAAGUUCAUCGGAGUCGAACGAGCUGAUGUUCUGGAAUACAGAUACGAUGGAUCCUGUAGAAUCGCCAUCAUCUGUCAGAAAUAUAGACUGGUCUACAAUGAAUUGUCCAUUGUCAUACGGUUAUGUUGGACCUUGGUCUAACAUGGGAAAACGAGAAGUGAUAAAAGUAGCCAACCGCUCACCUAACAGAAAAUAUUGCAUUAUGGGUGACUCGUGUGGUAGAAUACGACUUUAUAAAUACCCAUGUACAAAAGAAAACGCGGAAUUUAAAGGCGUUCGAAUAUACGGAAGUGACGUCAUGGCAUUGGCUUUUACCGCAGACGACAACAGCCUGGUCUCGUGCGGCGGAGCAGACGCAGGACUGGUCCAAUGGGAAAUCACUGACGAUUAAAGACUUGAAUGUGUAAAGCGGAAGUAGGCAGAGAUACGGAAUACGAAUGAUAAUAAAAUGAUGGUCAACUUUUAUUUUUUUUUCCUUACAAUUCGAACCCGUAGGGAUCUGUUAUUCGAAUUACACAAAUACUCUACAAAAACUAUUUCCGCGUCUACGUGUCUUAUUUUUAUAUUAAACCUUUUGCAUAAUAGACCUAGUCGAGGGCUUUCAUUAUUUAUGUUAAUAUUUACCAUCUUUUUGUUAAGAUUCAAUAGAAUUUAAUUCAUUUUGUUUUUCUUCAACACACUCUGUAUGUUUCAUAUAUCUUUUGUAUAUACAUGGAUAUUUAUUGUAUGUGAAAAUUUCUUCUAAAAUAUAAUCUGUCUGUAUGUAACGUUUACAUAAUUUUGGGGAGCACUGGAAAAGUUGACUCAAGGAAGUAAAAAGAACAUUAACUUUUUAUAACUUUUGCUAUAUAUUUCUUUUCGAGUUUCACAUUACAAGCAACUAUUAUUUAGCAUUUUUUUAGUGUUAAAUAACAGACAUAUUUAUGAAAGGAAAUGUGUGAGUGUUAUUUUAGUAAGAAAAUGAUUAAUUGAUAAAGAAAAUAA